Danio aesculapii is the source of this 4022-nucleotide messenger RNA. It is a transcript of the gene sox12, whose product is annotated as SRY-box transcription factor 12. The record is from RefSeq and is a predicted model, not a curated record. Gene Ontology annotation, molecular function: RNA polymerase II cis-regulatory region sequence-specific DNA binding; DNA-binding transcription factor activity, RNA polymerase II-specific. Bases 273 to 1382 code for a protein of 369 amino acids. Gene Ontology annotation, biological process: regulation of DNA-templated transcription; cell differentiation; anatomical structure morphogenesis. Lineage: Eukaryota; Metazoa; Chordata; Actinopteri; Cypriniformes; Danionidae. The transcript is spliced from 2 exons.
AGAGGCAGGAGGAACGGCAGACGAGGAUAGAGAGAGUGACGGAGAGGAUAGAGAGCGUCUGAGAGAGAGGAUCCGCAUGCGGGACAGAGAGAGAAAACAGCAGGCAGACACUGGACAGCUUUUUUUUUUACUUGCAUCACAACUGCUACAGCAGAGGAAAUGCUUAUGUGAAGAGAAAAAGUAACUGUGCAUAGUUAGCAGAAGCUGUCUUCGCUUGUAUUGAGAAAAGCAGGAAUUGAUGAGUUGCUGCAUCUUAGAGUGUCUCGUCAUGGAUGACUCUAGGGAACCUACUGAAUAGAUCUCAGCGCUGCAUCAUGGUUCAGCAAAGAACCCACAAAUACUCGUCAGUCAUGGACAGCAAUUCAAGCAGGGAGGUGUUUGUGGGACUGGCGGCUGAGGACGAUGCUGAAGUGUUUGGACAUGUACCUUCUAACAAAGACCCCAACUGGUGCAAAACUCCAACUGGGCACAUCAAGAGACCAAUGAACGCUUUUAUGGUCUGGUCUCAGAUCGAGAGACGGAAGAUCAUGGAGCAAUGGCCUGAUAUGCACAAUGCCGAGAUUUCAAAGCGCCUUGGAAAACGCUGGAAACUACUGCCUGACUAUGAGAAGAUACCCUUCAUCAAAGAGGCCGAAAGACUGCGUCUAAAGCACAUGGCUGACUAUCCUGACUAUAAGUACCGGCCCAGGAAGAAAAGCAAGGGUUCAACCCCUGUCAAACUUGGCGAGAAGUUGCCUAUGAAAUCCAGCAAGCCUCAUCCAGGAAGAUCUUCCGGGCUCUCCUGCAAAGGGCUUAAGAUCAAAUCUGCUUCUACAAAGCAUAAAAUGAACUUCAGUGGCAAUAAAUACAAGAGCUACAGUGAGAGCAUGAGCGACGACGACACCAUGGAUGUAAACCUAGAAAGUCCAGUGACUCAGCAAGACGAUCGCAACACUUCAAGUCACUUUGUCCUUCACCAGCAGGCUACUGUUCAAUCUGAGGACCAGCAACCAAUUCCUGAGCUCAGAGUGAAAGUGCCCAUCUCUCAAACCAGCAGCAUCCAGAGUCUCUCCUCGGACAGUGAAUGCCAGGCUUUCCCAGAGUCCACAACGAGUGAACCACGAGGGUCAACGUCUGGAAGAUCUUCCACUCCGACCUCGACCAGCUCCUCCUCUUUGGUGUCGUCAGCAUGUUCGGACGAGGAACUGGAUGAGGAACUCUUGCAUAUAAUUUCCAACAGUAUGCCUAUGGACUGCUCUGCUCUGGACAAGGACUUCGAAGCAUUUAAUGCCAACUCAGGAUCUCAUUUUGACUUCCCAGAUUACUGCACUCCAGAGGUGAAUGAAAUGAUUUCUGGGGACUUGCUCGUGCCCAGCAUCUCAGACCUAGUGUUCACCUACUGAAUUUGAGUCUUCGUAAUGUGGUCAGGCCUGCAUAGCUGCCAAGUUGAAAAUAUGUUGUCCAUGUUGUACUUGGACAAUACCUUUUUUCCAUGUGUUUAUUUUUCUCAAUGAAUUCCGUAAGUGCUAUUGCUUUCCUUUCCAAGCAUGUCACAUCUUGUUGGUUUAGCGAACACACACAGGGGUUUGCAGAGCUGUUCGUCAAAGAAGACAUUUAGAUUUUGUUUAACACUUCAGAAGCAGCAGGGUGUAAUUCUUGGAGAAAAUGUCUCACCAGCUGUUUUUAAACUCCAAGUAUCUUAAUGGGAAGCAAAGAUCAAACAAAAUUACAAUUCUGUCAUCAUUUAUUCACCUGCAUGACUUUCUUUCUUCACAAAAUGCAAACAUUUGAAGAAGGUGUUGAAUGUUUUGGUCCGAUUAAUGGGCCAAAACAACACUAGACACUACCGACUUUCAAUCUGUGAGACAUUCCACAAAACCUCAUCUUUUGUAGUCCACAGAAGGCCAUGGGUGAUGACAAUUUCCAUUUUUCUGCGAACUAGCCCCAUCAUAUAUGCAGUACUGUCAUCUUCAGGACUGCUCAUAACACAAACUCUUAAUCUUUAUUAAAUCCAAUAUCAUUUCCUUCAAAGUUGCGCACAUGUCCGCUGACAGUGUUGGUGCAUUAAUAACCUAAAACACUGAGGCAGAAAAGAUGAGUGAAAUCUUCCCACAGCACUUACAGUAAAGCCUCAGUAACCUUGCAGAGGAAAUCACUGCAGACACAUAAUUCAUAUCAUAUACUUUAAUUAGGUAAUAGCACUUUCAUCACCUUGCCAUUGCUGCAGACAUUAAGACACAUGUGUGAUUUAAAGGCAGCUCUGCAUCGGCCCAGUGUGCAGGUGUGUGUGUGUGUGUGUCUGUGUGCGUCAAUGUGUGCCUGAACUGUUUGGACUGUGGACAAAAGGGGGGAUAAGGUUAGGGUUUGGGGGGGGGUUGGGAUUGGUUCUUUCAGGGAACUGUGCAUCUGUCCAUGCAGGCAGCAGCUUUUAUGCAGGGGUCGGACUCUGCGCUUACCGAGCGUCUGCCGGGGUGGGGAGGUGUGUGAAGGGGGGCUCCUGCACCGGUUCGCUGAAAUGCAUGUCAUGUCUGCAGUCUGGCUGCAGCUGCCCCGAUCAGGGCGAGAAAUCUGUGUCUGCCAGCUGGCCCCCAUUGACUCUCUCAGGGAUCGUUUGUCUAGGUCCUAGUGCCUCCCGUAGGUAAUUCAUCUGUGAUGAUCUGUGUGCACGUGUGUGUGUGUGUGUGAGAGCGUCUCUUUCUCUCUCGGAGAAACCAUCCGAAGCCAACUGAUGGACUGAAUGCCCUGAUUUCUCAAAAAAGGAAGAUCCGUCCUCUGUUUUCUUUUUAUUUCACCCACAUGCUCUUAUUAAUUUCAGUUCAGUUGGCGCCCGGGAGACUGGCAUUAUUUACCUCCCACCAACAGUUGUCAGAGAAGGGACAACAAACCCUGCAGUUCAUAUCUUACAUAAACUGUUAAUCCUCGUCGAUUUGCGACGUCCUGUGAAGAUGCAGCGGCAUGCUGUGCAAAGUGAAGGAACACAAAAGGAAAGGGACCCGCUGUGUGUUUGCUCUUGGUUUAACCUCACUGUUUGGACUGCAUAAUGACUACUUUUGUCACAUUGACCACAGAGGCAUACAACAGUCUGUGUUUUCUUAUUGUAGGAAAGAGUUGACUAGACCAGUAUUUUUUCUAACCCAUGAUAGUUUGCAAAAAUCUUAGUUUUAUCAAGUGGUUUUUAGAAUGACAGAACUACACAUGUACUUCAGGUAUCUGUAUUUCAGCCGAAAAGAGAAAUGGCGUCAACCAAGAGGGCUGUCGGGAAAGAUGGACGCCAUUUGUGAUAUGAGGCCUUCAUUCAUAAAACACAAACAUAUGAGGAUUUCUUUCAGCUUGUAAAAAAACAUUGCCUCCACAUGUAUGUAUAGCACAGACAGAUUUAGUGCUGUAAAACGGAAAUGUUGGCAUUUUAAAUGCUCAAAAUUGUAGAAACUGUAGUAAUACCGCAAGUUAUUGGAAACCUCCAUUCCUUUAUGUGUGAGGUAAUGGACGGCAUUGUCUUCGUAAUGCAAAAAGGUCAUUUGUAUUAUGAAAAACCAAAAUCAAGUUUGCAUGUGUCAUGUGAAUAGAUACAACAAAAGGCUUGGGCCUUCAACAAUCAUCAGGGAAAUUAUUUCAGGAGAGCGACACGUUCACUAUUUUGGAAGAUUCAGCGCUACUGAAAUUGUGAGAUGGCUCGCCAUACCUGAAACUCACACACAGGAACCAGUCUUUGCAUUAAGACAUUUGUCAAUCAAAUCUGUCUCUGUACACUCUUGAAUUGUAUCAGGUCACACACUGAACCAAUACAGUACCAAACACCAGCAGUCAAUUUAACGGACUCAGGACUAAAAACAUCAGCCCACUGUGGAUCUGCUUUGAUUCAGCCAUUACUAAAAUGCACUCUGUUUGGCCAUUGUAUGUCAUUGUAGAUGAUCUGCAAAAGAACUGUAUGUAGCAUCAAAGGUCAAUUUGCAAAGUUGUACCUUUUUAAAUAUUAAAUAUUUUAAAAAUGUCACAAUUCCUUUGGGUGCAUUUUUCAGCUGUAAUUAAAACAUCUAUUUAAA